Molecule: messenger RNA, 615 nt
Organism: Adineta ricciae
Lineage: Eukaryota; Metazoa; Rotifera; Eurotatoria; Adinetida; Adinetidae
Source: the annotation of a GenBank genome assembly
AUGGGUGCCUAUAAAUACUUGCAGGAAAUCUACCGAAAGAAGCAAAGUGAUGUCAUGCGUUUUAUCUUUCGAAUUCGUACAUGGCAUUACCGACAAUUAGCUGCUAUUCAUCGCGCACCAAAAUCAACUCGACCUGAAAAAGCUCGUCGUGUCGGUUACAAAGCUAAAGCUGGCUACGUCAUCUAUCGUGUCCGUGUUCGCCGUGGUUCACGUAAGAAGCCAGUACCAAAAGGUCAAGUCUAUGGUAAACCAAAACACCAAGGUAUUAACCAAUUGAAAUUUCAACGUUCAUUACAAUCGGUUGCCGAAGAACGUGUCGGCCGUCGUUGUCCAACAUUACGUGUUUUGAAUUCAUAUUGGAUUGCCCAAGAUGCAACAUUCAAAUUCUACGAGGUUAUCCUUAUCGAUCCAUGCCACAAAGGUAUUCGUCGUGAUGCACGUAUUAACUGGAUAUGUAAAGCCAACAAGAAACACCGUGAAUUACGUGGAUUGACAUCAGCCGGACGAAAAUCUCGAGGUCUCGGUCAUGGUCAUCGUUAUUCACUUACAACAGGUGGUUCACGCCGCAAAUGCUGGAAACGACGUCAACAACUCAGUCUUCGUCGUUAUCGUUAA